AUGGAAGUAUAAUAAAACCAAAUAAAAUAGCCAGAAUUUUAUUAUGAAUUACAACCAUAAUUUUCAAUCGAUCAAAAAGAAUGGUGCAAUACUAUUGCUAUAAAUGAAAAUAAGUAAUUAAUUUUAGUUGCUUGUGAUAAAAAUGUUAAAAUUUAUUAAUUAAAUAAUGGAUUAUUAAGAUUCAUCUAAAUACUACUAAAUAGUCAAUAUACAAUUACAAUUCUGAAAUUUUUUAAUAAUAAUAAAUGUUUUUAAUUUAUAUCAGGAUCAUGUGAUAGUAUUAUAAUAAUUAGAUCAAUAAUAUUAUUAAGAAAUCAAAAAUACAUUUAGAAAUUGAAUUCACAUACUAGAGGAAUUAGUUGUUUAAUUAUAGGUUAAGAUCAAAAUAUGUUUUUAUCAGCCAGUGUAGAUUAAACAAUUAAAUUAUGGAGUUGUUUCUAAUAAUAAAAACUUAGUUGUUAAUGGUCUUGCUAAUAAACAAUUAAAGAUCAUACAAAUGAUGUCUAUGCUUUAGAUAUUAAUUAAAAAUAAAAUAAAGCAAUAUCAGGUGGAUAUGAUGAUACUAUAUUAAUUAUGGAUAUAGUAAAAUAUAAGGAAAAUUAUUAAUUAAUUUUAAAAUAAAAGAUUAAAGUAUCUAAUUUUGGUUAUAGAAUCCUAUUCAUAAAUGAUUAAGAUUUCAUAUUUUAAACAUAUUGUGGUAAGGUUCUUUAAUUAUUCAAGUUAAAUUAAGAUUAAUAAUAUUUAAUUACAUAAUAAUUACCUGUUUAAUGUAUUAGCUAGAACUGUAAUAUAUUUUUUUAGCCUUAAUUAAUAAGAUCAAAAGAUUUCUUUGCCUGCAAAAAUAGUUAAAAUCUUAAUUUUAUUAGGUUUAAUCCUAUAAGUAAUGAACUAGUAUUGUUAUAAUCUAUAACAUUUGAUAAUUAAGAAUAAUAUGGAUAAUUGAGUGAAGAUGGUGAAUAUUUAAUUACAUGGGAUAAGAAAUUAGAAAAAUUAGAAAUAAGAAAGUAUAAAGUAAAUAGUGAGUAAAUUAAUUGA
Paramecium sonneborni is the source of this 1035-nucleotide messenger RNA. The record is from the annotation of a GenBank genome assembly. Lineage: Eukaryota; Ciliophora; Oligohymenophorea; Peniculida; Parameciidae.